Larimichthys crocea (large yellow croaker) is the source of this 3914-nucleotide messenger RNA. RefSeq names its product mitogen-activated protein kinase kinase kinase 7. NCBI's taxonomy places the organism in Eukaryota, Metazoa, Chordata, Actinopteri, Sciaenidae. The coding region runs from base 453 to 1946 and encodes 497 amino acids. The record is from RefSeq and is a predicted model, not a curated record. Gene Ontology annotation, biological process: immune response; protein phosphorylation; JNK cascade. Gene Ontology annotation, molecular function: MAP kinase kinase kinase activity; ATP binding. The transcript is spliced from 14 exons.
UGGAGGCGCUCGUGCCCGCAGAAACAAAACAAAGCUGCGUUCAAGAGCGCAAGUACUCUUGAACGCAGCUUGUGUGACAAACCUUCUAUAUCUCUUUAAUAUGAAGCCAAACAUCUACACCGCGGGUCGCAGGCUAGAGAUUAAACAUACUCGGCAGUCUUAAAUCAACCGAAUAACCGUUUAAACGUGACAGAAAGCUCCUUUCCCCCGCUACGUGCAGCGGGACGUUCACGGACGCUCAUCCCACACACACACACACAGUUGUUUGAUUAGACAACGACGCUGCUGCUGCUACUUCCUGAAUCCACAGCAGCAACAGAUGAGACGGGCUGCUCGUCCGGAGCCAGCACCGUGUCAUUUUAGCCCCGCGACCGCGAGAUAGAUACGCUUCUGGGGUCUGGAGGCUCCGGCGUCGUCCAUACGUCGAGGAGUGUCGCCGCUCAGCCGCCGUGAUGGUGGAGACUCCAGCCGGCUGUCUGUUUGAAGACAUCCAGUAUGAAGACAUCCAAGUUGAAGCGGCUGUCGGCAGAGGGACGUUCGGAGUCGUCUUCAAGGCCAUAUGGAAAGGAAAGGAUGUAGCAAUCAAGACCAUUGAGAGUGAGAACGAGAGGAACGCCUUCCUUGUCGAGCUCCGCCAGCUCUCCCGGGUCAGUCACCCCAACAUUGUGAAGCUGUACGGCUCCUGUGACAAUCCAGUCUGUCUGGUCAUGGAGUAUGCAGAAUGUGGCUCUUUAUAUAACCUGUUGCACAGUGCAGACCCACAGCCACACUACACAGCGGCUCACGCCAUGAGCUGGUGUCUGCAGUGUGCCCAGGGAGUUGCCUACCUUCAUGCUAUGAAGCCAAAGGCUUUAAUUCACCGCGACCUCAAACCACCAAACCUGCUUCUCGUGGCUCGUGGUACUGUGCUGAAGAUCUGUGACUUUGGAACAGCUUGUGAUAUUCAGACGUACAUGACCAACAAUAAAGGCAGUGCAGCCUGGAUGGCACCAGAGGUGUUUGAAGGCAGUAACUACAGUGAAAAGUGUGACGUGUUCAGCUGGGGCAUCAUCUUGUGGGAGGUCAUCACACGCAAGAAACCCUUUGAUGAGAUCGGUGGCUCAGCGUUUUGUAUAAUGUGGGCUGUCCACAGAGGUACACGACCUCCUCUGAUCAAAGACCUUCCAGAGCCCAUAGAGUCUCUGAUGACGCGCUGCUGGGACAAAGAACCCAGUCAGAGACCGUCCAUGGAGGAGGUCAAGAACACCAUGAGCCAUCUGAUGAAGUACUUCCCAGGCUCUGAUGAACCCCUCAAGCUGCCUCACCAGUCUUCAGCCACCAGCUCAGGUUCGUACGCUGAAUACACCAUGAGCAGCAACCGGAGCGACGACAACACAGAACACAGGAACUCAGUUGGUAGAGAAGAAACGCUGAAAAGCUCUGAGGCCAAGUUUCCACUGCAAUUCAAACCCUCGAAGACGGCCACGUUGCGUACUGGUUUGUCCAGGGUCUCUAGUAUUGACAGUCAACCGGGACGCUCCCAAAGCCCUACCCACUGUACCAGUCCUGUUACUACCACCAGCCAAUCAGAGCUAAGGAUGACGUUUAGUCCCACAGCUACCAAUGGUUUGAACAGCUCCAUCCCACUGCCCUACCUGAAACUGGAUUACCAGUUACAGCCUCUGGCUCCAUGUCCAAACUCUAAAGAGUCCAUGGCCGUGUUCGAGCAGCACAUCAGGAUGGCUCAGGAGUACCUCAAAGUCCAGUCAGAGAUUGCUCACCUCGUUCGGAGAAAACAGGAGCUGGUGUCUGAGCUGGAGCAGGACCAGAGGGAGCAGCAGACCUCGUCCAGACUCCUCCAGGAACACAGCAAGCUGCUGGAGGACCACAGCAGCCUGUCGAUGGAACGCCAGGGCUUGAAGACCAAACUGAGCCUGAUCCAGAGUCAGAACCAGCACCACAGCUAGGACAGGAGACUGUAGCACAUGGUCCACAUUUCCUCUGGUGUCCUCUGGACUGCCUCUGUAACAGAACCAUAUAGUAGGGAAGCCCAUUAUUCUGAGAAAAUAAGACAUUAAACUUACCACCGUAUGAGGAGAAGAUCAGAUUCAGUUGUUAGUUUGGGAUUAGAGGCUUUAAAGUCCAACUGAAAUGUAAGUUCUAAUGAAAUCUAAACCGUAACGAUGAGGCAGCUAUCAGAACACUUUGUGGAAAAAGUGUCUCAGCCCAACUCCUGGUACUAAACCCUGCAGGCCUCGUUUCCAACACUGGUGGUGGUGUGACACAGGAGGUACCUCCAGAGGUUAGCUACUGUAGCUAGCUGCACAGAGAUCCACUUCCAGGACCACUUUCGACUAAUUAAACUAGCUUCUGCACAGUGUGUUUUCAGGAUACUGGAAUUUAGUCCUCUGAAGUGGAAGCUAUAACAUUAGCACCUACUACACCUCAGUGACCACCCCAAUGACUAAAAACCUACAAACGCUGUGUGAGCAGAAUCACAGAGUGGAGAUGGAGCUAACUGGUAACAUCCAACAGCCGUCGUUUCAGGUCUCCAGUUUAGACUGUUUGUAAUUUUUUCGGCACACGGCAGUUAAAUCAGAGCACAGACAUUUUCAUUCACUCCCUCUGGAGCGCAGUCGUGAAGGUCUUCUAACUUUAACCAUAAAUUUUACGCAACAGUAAAUGAAUUUCAGUUUGACUUUAAAAACAAAUCAGAGUUUUUAUCUCGAGGUAAAGAACACGUGAUGAUGGGACUGCUGUAAAGACCGUCUUUACAGCAGUAUGGAUCUAGUGGGACCAAAGAACUCCACGUGGACUGGUACUCUGAAAUGGACUUUGAUUCAGAAAAACCUCCUGAAGGUCUCGUGGGGUUAGAGGACAACUUCUUUCUGUUUUUAUUGUUAUUUUCUUUUCUUUUUUUUCUUUUCUUUUUUUUUUUUGAAUUGUUGAAAAGUAUCUACAGAUGUGAUUUGUAAAUGAGUGCUUUUAUAUAUUCAGUCGAAGGCUCUCAUUUUAUGAAAAGAGGAAAGGCACUCAGUGCAGUGUGGGCAGCAUCAUUUUAAACCAAUUUUACUGUGAAUACAAGACUUGCCAAAGGAAUUGAGCUUCAGAGAUGUGCGUGCUGCCUCGCAGCAAAACAAAAGCUUUGUUCAAAGGAUGUUUGAAAUGGAAAAAUAACUGUACAAAUCUGAUGUUUUCUCUCUGUUUAUUUGCAUUUUCUUUAGUUUCCACAUGUUUAUUUCACUGACUCAUAUGAACUGUUACUCUGCACUGCACUUAUUGGGGUCAAAGAUUUUGCCGCAUGUCGCCUCACUUUAGUUUCUUUGUUGCUGGGUUACUUUGGGAUGAGUCGUUGUUUAAAUGCAUUCAUUGAGACGUUGCCUUAGGAUUGUUCCUGUACAGUUAAUUUUUUCAUCUCAUCUUCAUCUCUGAUUUUAAAAUGUACAGACUGCAAAUAUAUGCUUUUAGAAAGUCUAAAACAUUUUGUCAGUUGUCUUUAUUUACAAGAGUGAAGCUCAGCACAAGUUCAGUGUGCCGGUGCAGUGUGUCAGAUUCAUGGGGCUCUGUUUACAGAAUUUCUUAUCCAUAACAUAACAAUCACCUGACAAUAAGAAUUAUGUUUUUGGUACCUAGAGCCUAGAACAAACUAGACACUGGCUCUAGUCUGGUCUUUCUGGCAGCCAUUGCAGUUUCUCAGUUAUGCUAGGAAGGGGGGCGGGGUGAGGCGAGGGCGUUGCAACUGCACCGUUAGAUGUCUAAAAAAUGGCAAAAAAACCCUCUAAAUCCCACGUUACUACAGCUGACUCUGGGCGUUUACACUUUAGUUAAAGCAACCAGAUUUUGUCACGAUUUCCAUCAGUCAUGUCAUUGCUGUCAAACUUGAAUUCUCUUCUCUGCUGCUGUCAUGAAACCCAUUAAAAGUCCUCUCUUCACCA